AAACCAACAAAGGCAAAGAAAGCGGUUCAUGACAUUUACACCGUCCCGAUACGAAUAUUCAGCAUUUCACUCGUCCUCAGUCGUAUAACUCCGGCUGUCCGAAUGCAGCAGCAGGGGAGCAACGAUGUCUGAUUGACAAAUGCUCUGGAAAUAAACCCUCUCUAAUGAUUAGGCCUACGAAUAUGAAUCAUAGAUACAGAAACACCUCUCCCAUGUUCGACCUUUUCCAAAAGAAGGCGAUCUGGAAUGUUUAGUGAAAAGACACAAGCGGGCCCCUCUCGCUUAAAGCGUGAAUUAUACAUCCACCGUUUUAAAAACCUAUUGCACCUACAUCGGUCCAAUGAAAAUUAAAGUCGUUAGUAUGUCAACGAGGUGUGGGUGAGUGCAUAUAACCCCGGAGUGUGUGUGCUCGUCCGUGUUGUGGCGAAUGGGAAAGCGGAGGGCUCCAUCACCAGGAGACGCCAACGCCAGUUGAUGCGUCAACUUUGUUUUCUUUUAUUUAUUUUUUAGAGGUUUGCACACACAAAAAAACGACAUGUAUAUUGGGUUUGGCUACAUUAAAGGGGGCAACGCGUGGUAUAAGAAUCGUGUGGUUCUCGAAAGCUAACCAUUUUUACGUUUAACUAUAUUCUACGGGUUUCUUUCCCCCGCUAUAGUUAUCAUUCUGCUAGCUCGCAGCUGCUAGGUGGCAGCUAGGUAGCUAGGUUAGCUAAUCAGCCGCCGGCCAAAUUACCAGCUCAACUUCAGGAUGAUUCAAAGGAUUUUCGGAUAAAGCGGCAUCUUAGACGACACGGUUUUUCACAACCCGAAAUUUGGAUUUUGUGGCGCUCGAUGCAAAAAUGAAGAAACAGUUUAAUCGGAUGAAACAACUCGCCAACCAGACAGUUGGCAGAGCUGAAAAAACAGAAGUCCUCAGUGAUGACCUGCUACAGAUUGAGCGCCGUAUGGAGCUUGUGAGGGUCGUCUCCCAUAACGCGCACAAGAGGCUGAUCACGUGUCUACAGGGACACAUAGGUGCAGAUGCUGAGAAGAGACAUAAAAAGCUCCCGCUCACAGCUUUGUCACAGGCAAUGCAAGAUGGCGGCAGUCAACUAGGGGAAGAGUCUCUCAUAGGGAAAAUGAUGGAGUUGUGUGGUGAAGCAGAGAACAAGCUUGCUUCUGAACUGAUGCAGCACGAGAUGCAGAUUGAGAAGGACAUUUUGGACCCACUUAAUCAGUUAGCUGAGGUGGAAAUCCCCAAUAUUCUCAAACAGAGGAGACAGUUGGCCAAGCUGGUAUUGGACUACGAUUCUGCACGAACAAGGUGGUUGCAGACGACCAAGUCUAUAAUCUCGGGAUCAAACACAAUAGCACUGACAGCCAAAGCAGACUCACUUAAAGAAGAGAUGGAUGAGGCGAUGAACAAAAUGGAGCUGUGCAAGGAUCAACUUUCAGCCGACAUGUACAAUUUCUAUUCAAAGGAAGGGGACUAUGCUCGCUACUAUGUUAUGUUAUUGGAGGCCCAAGCGGAUUACCACAGAAAAGCUCUCUCCGUGCUGGAAGGUGUUCUGCCAACCAUUCAGACCCAGCAAGACUCCUGGACGGAGAAGCCUGCAUUUGGAACAGGCUUGGAUGAACAUCUGAAGCGCAGUGGCAGGGAGAUAGCACUGCCCAUAGAGGCCUGUGUGAUGAUGCUGUUGGAGACUGGCAUGAAGGAAGAGGGCCUUUUCCGAAUAGCUGCAGGAGCCUCUAAAUUGAAGAAACUCAAGGCAGCACUGGACUGCUCCACCUCUCAGCUGGAGGAGUUCUACUCCGACCCCCAUGCUGUUGCUGGCGCUUUGAAGUCUUAUCUUAGGGAGCUUCCUGAGCCACUGAUGACUUAUGAGCUCUAUGAUGAAUGGAUUCAGUCAUCCAAUGUUCCUGACCCAGACAAAAGAUUACAAGCUUUGUGGGUUACCUGUGAUCAGUUACCAAAGAACAACAAGGCAAAUUUUAGGUAUCUUAUGAAGUUUCUCACUAAGCUUGCUCAAGAAAGUGAAAUCAACAAGAUGACCCCCAGCAACAUUGCCAUUGUCUUAGGACCAAAUCUGUUAUGGGCCAAAACAGAGGGGAGCCUAGCAGAGAUGGCUGCUGCAACCUCUGUUCAUGUGGUUACGAUUAUUGAAGCCAUCAUCCAACAUGUAGACUGGUUUUUCCCUGAUGAUGUGGAGUUCAAUGUAUCAGGCAUGUUUUCAAUGCCCACACCCACGAUUAACCAUGUUAACCAUCUGAGCGUUCCUGACUAUGACUCGGGAACAACAGAGAGGAAAAGACCUAGCAGCGUGGUGGGACCUGAGAGUGACUUACUGAAACGAGACAGCUCUGCUAACAAAUUAAUGGACCACAAUCCUCGUAGAGGCAGUACGCUAACUAGAAAGCAACAUGCUUCACCUGCCUUCCAGCCGCCUCUCCCACCGGUGGAGGCUGCGGGUACUGCAGGAGGCCAGCUUGGUGCUGAGCUCCUGUUCCAGCAGCCCACACCAGUGGGCCUGGGUGGAGAGGCCGGCCAGCCCAGUGUAGCACUUGGGGUGGCUGCCUUAACAGCAGCAGCACAGCAGCCUCUGUCCCAACACACUGAGGAAAUCAGUUCGAAGCUGCGUGAUACUCCACCCACGUCUCUAACUCAGAGAAAUGGCAGCGGAGGCUCAACACAGUUGAGUGUGGGGCCCCCUUUGGCAGGGUCAUCCGGACCCAGCCCCCACAUGGCACCCAGAGGUACAAAGAAGCCAGCACCUGCUCCUCCUAAACCAGCCAUCCCAGCUUCAGGACAGCUCACCAGCCAGUCAGCUCAAUAUCCCUCACCUGGUACUCCUCAGUCCUCUCCUAGACCACUCUCCAGUCACUCUCCAACCAGCUUGAGUCCUUCCCAGUCACUACUUCCACCCACUACGACACCUCGUCGCCACUCAGGCAACCAGCCUCCCAUUCAGGCACCUAGCCAUCCACCCCCAGAGCCCCCUACCCAGGUCACCCCCCCUCUUCAGCUCAAAGCCCUAGGCCAGACAGCAGGGGAGGCUGUAGAGGAGCCUUCCCCACCGAGCACUCCAACUCCACCAAAGACCCCACCGCCUAUGCCCGGUGUUCUGGACAGUGCUAGCAACAACACUCCUCCCCUAUUUCAGUCCGGCUCUCUGCCACGGCCUCGGCCUGUGCCUAAACCCCGCAACAGACCCAGCAUUCCCCCGCCACCACAGCCUCAGAGCGCAGGCAGCGACUCCAAUGGCAUCUGCAGUGCUGCCUACAAAAUGAUGGAUUCGGGGAUAUCUUUCAAGGGGCUGGGCCGAGUCCUUAUGCCUGACAUUCCCACAGAGCUGCAGCCUGUAACCCAGCUACUGGACCCUGACCUGGACUCUGAGAGCACAGUGCUGUAAAGAGGAAGAUGGCGCUGGCCUUGAACCUGCUACCCUAUCCUACCCUAGCCCACAGGUUCUCUGAAACGCUGCUGUUCUCACCCUCUUACCAAAGUGCUUGUCAGCUUGGCUGCAUAUUCCCAAAGAUGUGGACAAUAUGCCUGUGACACAGGAGGAAGAGUGGGGCAGGAUCAUUAAAAGCUCUCCUUUAUUCUAAGGGAAUGUUAAAUUGGGCAACUGGAUCCACUUCUUUUUCAACAUGAACAAUGUACUGGUUUGAGCUAAAUGCUGGUUUGUCUUAAGUGGCCUUAGUUUAAAAAAACAAACAAACCAUGUUUGUUUGGCUUAGGAUAGUAAGUAGAAACCAUACUCUGGCUUCAAAUGUAGCUUAUGACUGCAGGUUUCCAGUCAGGUAAUAUACCUUACCAUUUUGUGUCUGAAAAAUGUCCUAGAUCUCUGUAUAUAUUUCCAUCAUCACAUUCCCUAAAGCUUAGUUGGUAUCUUGGUGGUUCCUUUUUUGCUUUGAAGCAACCAUUAUUAAGCCUGUUCUGAUUAAUAGAAUUACACAAAAUAUGUAACAUACAGUAACGGUAUACAUGCCACUCGGUUCUGCCAUUACCGGCUUGUUUUCCUAAUCUUGGGGUAUUCAUGUGAUUUUGGUGCUUGAUUAAUUUAUUUCACUGCAUUCAGCUACCUUUUCAAGAAUUCAGUUACAUGUGAAAGAAUUUGGUUAUCUAUGUGGGAAAUAUUGACUCAAAUGUCCAAUAUCAUUAUAUGUGCUUGUUUUCCCUUGUUCCUAAUAGUAAGCGAUCUUGAAUGGUACCAAGUUACACGAAACGUGUGCUGGUUGUGCCACCCUCAUGAUCGACAGUCUGGAUGAUCACUGGCCUUACCGUUACCUUGCUGCCUUGCCCUUUUUGAAGGUUUGGAAAAUUUAAACCAUAACUGUACUGGCUGAACAGAAGCUGUACAAAACGUUUUGAACAUAACAGACUUUAGAAAAAUAAAAUGCUUGUUAUUACUGCCUAAAGAUUAAAAAAGUACAAUGACAGCUC
Molecule: messenger RNA, 4423 nt
Organism: Electrophorus electricus (electric eel)
Lineage: Eukaryota; Metazoa; Chordata; Actinopteri; Gymnotiformes; Gymnotidae
Gene: arhgap17a
Product: Rho GTPase activating protein 17a
Biological process (GO): regulation of Rac protein signal transduction; positive regulation of GTPase activity; regulation of actin cytoskeleton organization
Cellular component (GO): intracellular anatomical structure; cytosol; cytoplasm
Molecular function (GO): GTPase activator activity; protein binding
Source: RefSeq, a predicted model, not a curated record